AUGGUGGCCAUUGCGUUCGUUGGCGCUUCGCCCAAGGGCAAAGGAGUCACGAUGAAUAUUCUCUUGUUCAUCAUGGCCUUCCUCCUGGGUUUUGUUGCCGGUGUCGACUUGAACCUUACCAAUCGCAUCGAGUCGACCGACAUCACUGAGAUCGACUGGGAUGAGAAAAAUCCUCCCCUUUGGUCGCUUCGUCCUGAGGAACAUUUUUCCCUCUUUUCUAGCAACAAAGCUGGUAUCGGACCUCUCGGCGAUGAUAAAGAGGACCCCAAGUACAACCCUUGUGAGGAUCGUACCCGUGCUCCCCGUCUCUACAAGUCCUUCUACGGCGCCGACUGUCCUCCUAAGUUCCACUACAUGAGCAUGUCGGGACGCGCUGCUUUCACUUGUGAGAAAUGGGAUGUGGUUAACAAGGAGCUGGAAUGUGCUACUUUCUGCCAAACGCGCACCCAAUUCGAAUGGGCUGAGGAGAGACCCUUCCCCCAUUCCGACUGUCAUUAUCCUGUCAAAUGUUCCAUAUCCGAGCAUGACUCGACCGCAGUUGGUUGGGGAGUCAGUAUGGGUGCGAAAAUUGGUAAAGCACUCAAGGCCGGCGUUUCUGGCAGUUACUCCCAGAAACAAAGUCACUCGUACGGUCGAAGCUACAGCGUCGAGCUGAACGAGACUUUGGCAUGCGGUUACUUCACCUUCGUCGCUGUCAAGAAGAUGGUCUGUGGCAUUCUCUCGGAAGCUGUCCCAGGCCUUAGGUCGUAUCCGUCCGAUGAUGAGGGUGGAGUGACUCAGUACUGCAAUGUAUGGGGUGGUCCGAUUGUGGAUGGCGGCCACUGGGCUCUGAACCAUCACAGCUACUGCACGAACGAACUAUGGGAGAUUGACAACAAACAAGGCAAGCGUGUUCCUGAUGGCGUUUUUAUCUUUGUCUACACCGACUGCAAGACCCGUACGCCGAUGCCCAUGGAGUACCAGUCUGAUAUCUACAAGAAGAAGGGUGUCGCCCUCGACCACCUGACCGUCCGCAGCCUUCACGACUCUUGGAUCUGGAACGACUGCUACUUCUAUGAUUUGGGUAAAGAGAACGGCAAAUACAAGACGCUUUUCAUGCACGGCUCUGGCUUCUCCGACGACCAGAUCGGCGGUCACAAUGGCGAGGGUCUCAUGAAAAAGAUUGCAGACUGCGCUGGUGGCGAUAUCAAGAACGCCAAAUUCAGUUGGUAUGAUAGCGGAUACCCCGGUGAUGAUGCCAAGUUGCGCGGCGCUGUCUGGCUGAUCAGAGCGGAGAUGCCCAAGGGCAUGAAUGGCGGCUGCGUCGGACAAGCCAUCAUGGAUGCCGGUGGAAAAACCGUCGAUCAAUGUCGUGAUGGCAGCUAA
Colletotrichum truncatum is the source of this 1365-nucleotide messenger RNA. RefSeq lists its product as uncharacterized. The record is from RefSeq and is a predicted model, not a curated record. NCBI's taxonomy places the organism in Eukaryota, Fungi, Ascomycota, Sordariomycetes, Glomerellales, Glomerellaceae.